GCUGCCUUCACUUCUCUCUCUCUCUCUCUCGUUUAUUUCAUUUCUAGGUCAGAAAGAGAACACAACACAUCAAUGGGGGUUCAAGUUCUUCUCCUCAAAAUUACAGGUCCAGAUUGGGUUUAAUCGGAAGUUAUUGAGACCAUGAAAACAAAAUGGAAAUUGUUGUUAUUGGGAAUUGAAUGGAGAGGUUAGAAGUGGUUAAAUCGAAUGAAAGAUGGAAAAUGAAAUCAAUUAGAUGGGUGUUACUCGAAUCCGUGUGAUGGGUCUGUAUUAGGUCUAUUUGCUGGUGGUGGAAUUUGUAUGUGGAUGUGAAAAGACAACAUCAAGUUCAAUAUGCUCAACAGUAUGGAACCAAUGGAAUUAUGGGUUUUGUUCUUGCUGUCCAAAUGGGAUCUAAACAGGGAUUGUUCUUGAGAGAAGAAAGACUUGAUUAAUUGGGUUUGUGUCGAAAUUAUACUGUGAAUCUCUCGAUACUUCAUUGGGAAGUAAUUGGCAGAAGGGAAGAUGGAGUUGUUAAUAUGGUCUGAAAAUUGGAUGUUGAGGUCGAGAUUUGGGGCUAAUCUGAGCUGACUGCAAUCGAGAUUGAGAAGGGGUUUUAACCUAAAGUUGGUUGAAUCAAUGGCGUUAAUAGUGGAAACAAUUGUUACAGUGAUGGAUUGAAUCUGUUGGAGUCGCAGGGCAGUGAAGAGUACAGAUUUUGGGGGGUUCUUAAUUUGAUAUGAACUGAAUUUGUAGAUGACAGCAGCAACAUCAGUUGAAUUUGGGGGUUUCGACACCGAUUGAUACGGUUGAUAAACAACAUCAGCGGCAUCAGGUACGAGAUGCGUUUCGACCUAACUUUGUUGCUGGUUAAUGGCAGCUUUAUGGGAAGUAUUUCAGGCAGUAAAUGGAGAUGGUUGAGACUUGUAUCAACCUGUGAUUUGAAUUCCCAGCGGAGGUGAUGACUUGGAGGCUGUUGUGGUUGAAUGGAAUUACAGAUGGAUUUUGGGAGCUUGGCAUUUCGUUGUUACACAGUGACUAGGAGGUGAAUGGAGAUGGAUUAUGUGUUGAUGCUGAUGUUGUGGUUGUAUUUAUGAUUGGUGGACAGAAGAUGAAGAUGGGUGUGUGGUCAGUCUGGAAGAAGGUGUUGUUGGUUAGUCGGAUGGGAGUUGAGCUGCUGCUGCUGCCGGUGAACCAAGGCAUUCUAGCUGGUCAGGGACGAAUUGGUUGGUGGUCAGACUUUGAGAAGGGCCAGGAUUAGGAAUGGGUAUUUGCAUUUGGACUGGGCUCUGGUGGUGCUUGUACCAGUCAGAAGGAGAGAAUUGGGAUGCAUACAAAUAUCCGAUGAGAUGGACUUCUGAGGAUAUGCCGCACUCAGGGAAGACACUAGGGUUUGAGCAUUUCUACUCGCUUUUCAUUUACUUUAUCAUUUCUAUGGCUUUUAAGAAAGCUAUGUCUGGCUAAACUCUACAUUUGGGUGAAGGAUGAACUUGUAGGUCAUAUUAUUUAUGUUCUUAAACAAUGGUUUCGAAAAUAAAAGCAUAACUUCAUGUUUGUGUUUCUCUUAUUUGGGUUGAUUGUUUUAUGAGUUUCUCAUGUCUUAUGCCUUGUAUACUACAUUGUUGAAUUCAAAAACAUUAGUCCAUCCAUAACUUUGGUGAUAUUUGAUCUACGAUAAUUCUAUGACUAUCUAUGCCUUGUAUGAUUAGUAGUUAGGGUGUCUAUCUUUUAGGUUGAGAACAAACAUAAUCUUUGAUAAUUCUUCGAUAAAGCUUAAACGCCACAUCUUCCAUGUAUUAGCUAGGUUUGCUAUUAUACAUGAGUUAAAAGAGACUUUUGUGAUAGAAUAUGAGUGAAGCCUUGGCCUACAACGGAUUCCGUAACCCUAAUAUUUCCCCAUCCUUGAUUUACAAUCUUUAUAAAUUUGCUCUAUCGACUUGUUAACUUAUUUUCUUGGUACAACAAUCUCUGAAUAUUGAAUUGAUUGGUUAGUUCUUAAUAUUGAUUAGUAGUAGUUUUCGCACUCCUUGAGGGAGCGAACCGUGCUUGCUAUCGUGUGCUAUUUUUGACACCGUGCACUUGCGGUAAAACAAAGUCGGUCUACCGACGCAUCAAGUUUUUGGCGCCGCUGCAGGGGAGUGGCUGUAAAAUACUCUCUGAUUGAUAUCAUCAAUUUUCUAGUCAUAGUUUUUGUACAUAGUGUAUUUUUGUUUUUAUUUUCUUUUAGUUCCUUUUAAGCAGUUUUUCUGAUUUUGUUUAGGUACCUUAGUGAGUUUGAAUCUCUCGAAAAACGGCAGAAAAGCUCGCUGAGAUUUUGCAAGGUGAGUUUGUACAAACUUCUGCAUCUUGUUUGCAUAUGCAGUAUCUACUAAGUGGUUAGGAUAGAGAACAGUUUGAUCGUCUUGUUAGAGUUAACCCUUUAUACAUGACGGAAACAGAUGAUGAGGGUACGAACCCUCCACCUAAAAGUUUGAGAGAUUAUAUGUUCCCAACUAGAGUAUCUCAACUUUCUUCUAUUGUUUUGCCUACCACCACAACAACUUUUGAGAUUAGAACAAGCACCAUUCAAUCACUUCCUAAAUUCUUUGGUAAGGAGAAUGAAAAUCCUUACUACCACAUUAGAGAGUUUGAAGAAUUGUGCGGUACAAUGAAAUUCAAGGAUUUAGCUGAUAAGUAUCUCAAACUUAGGUUGUUCCCUUUUUCCUUGAAGGAUAAGGCAAAAUCAUGGUUAAAUGCAUUAGCUCCUUCAUCAAUUCAUACUUGGAAUGACAUAAUUAAUCUAUUCUUGUAUAAAUUCUUUCCGAGGCAUAAAACUAUUGCCAUUCGUGGAAAGUUGAAUAGUUUUUCUCAGCAAGAAGGAGAAUCUCUUUAUGAUUACAUAGAGAGGUUCCAUGAUCUCUUGCUACAAUGUCCACACCAUGGAUUUGAUACUCCUAGGCUCACAUUGAUCCUUUAUGAGGGAUUAGAUUUCAAAACUCUGAAUAUGGUAGAAUCAUUUUAUGGUGGUAAUUUUCCUGAUAAGACUGCCGAAGAAGGUUAUAAAUUUUUGCAUGAAAUGGCAGGAAAAACACAAGAAUGGGAGGUUAGAGAACCCAUAAGAUCAAUGACUAGUAGCACAGGGGUUCACAGAGUUGACAGUGAAUUGGACUCUGAGGAAAAGUUUGCUGAUAUUUUACGAAGAGUUGAGUCUUUAGAAAGAAAUGCUGAAAUUAAGCAUGUUGAGUCUAUUACGCAUACAUCUUCUAUUACUAAUGAUUUUGCUGACCAAAAAUUUUCUAGUUUGGAAGAAAGUAUGAAUUUGUUUAUGCAGGCUACUCAAAGAUUUAUGGCGACCUUAGAGCAACAACUAGAUCAUAUCACUAGCCAGUUGAAUGAGCGAGACAAGGAUCAGUUCCCGAGUCAAAUACAGCUCAACCCCAAGGAUUCUGUUGAGGUAAGCACAUCUGGUGCUAAGCCUACUCAUCAUGUCCAAGUCUUCUCUACCCUAAGAAGUGGACAGGUUGUGGAUAACCAUGUUCGUGAUGCUUAGGAGAAUGUGCAAGAUAGGAACCUGCCUACUAUUACACAGGUGACUCCUUCAACACAAAAAGAAACCGAUGAAACCGAAAAAGUGUUUGCAGGUUCAUAGUUGCAGCUGAACUUGUGUGUUGGGUUGAUCCCCAGCUUUUCAGGCUUUACAUAUAUGCUGGCAGGUUGCUGUUAUGCAUCAUUAUUCACUUCGGUUGAGAUUAUUUGUUGUGCGCAAGCUGGGAAACAAAUAUCAUUUGCUUCAUGGGAGUCAACCCAUUAGAUUUGUUUCCUUUACUCUUAUCUUUUAUUUAUUUGCCUAUUGCAUAUUAGGAAUUUUUCCACCUUGAAUUUUACUUUGAAUGACUCAAUUUACAUUGAGGACAAUGGAAAUAUUUAAGUGUGGGGGAGUGGUUGAGUAUACAAAUUUGUGCUAGGUAUUCACAUUCAUUAAAAAAAAAACAGCAAAACAAUUUUAUUUAUUUUUAUGAUAUGACCAGCUGUUGAGCGGGUCUUAAAUUUUUUUUCUUUUGCACGACAUGACCAGCUGUAGAGCGGGUCAAUCUGAUUAUCCGUCUUGCUGUUUAGCGGACAUUUCUUUUUCACUGUUUAGUGGAUUCGUCUAGUUGUUUAGCAGACAUUUCUCUUCCACUAUUUAGUGGUUCCGUAUAGCUGUUUAGCAGACGUCUCUCCAUAUCCAGCUGUGUAGCGGAUAUAAUUUUUCUUAUUUUGCUCGGGACUAGCAAAAUGUAAGUGUGGGGGAGUUUGAUAAGCACGUAAAUGCGACAUUUUUAUACCCACAUUUAUACUAGCUAGGUCUCGAUAUUUAGCUGAUAACAUUGUUUUAAGCCUUUUACAGGAAUUACAAGUGGAAUCCGUUCAUCCAGAGAAUAAAAGGCUAAAUGGAGCUUAAUUAGCGUUUGCGACAAAAUGGCCAGUUCACUACUCAAGGAACCACAUGGAUACAUUUCUUCACGGCCAGAGCAUAGGAAAUGCCCACUCGUGGGUAAACAAGGAAGUGAGACGUGGCUUUAUUACAACCACAAGUAUUUAGUGGAGAGUAUACGGGUCCUCUCUAUCUCAGGAAGGGAAAAGAAAUUCUCAUUCCCUAACCAAGCGGCUGCCUUCACUUCUCUCUCUCUCGUUUAUUUCAUUUCUAGGUCAGAAAGAGAACACAACACAUCAAUGAGGGUUCAAGUUCUUCUCCUCAAAAUUAUAGGUCCAGAUUGGGUUUAAUCGAAAGUUAUUGAGACCAUGAAGACAAAAUGGAAAUUGUUGUUAUUGGGAAUUGAAUGGAGAGGUUAGAAGUGGUUAAAUCGAAUGAAAGAUAGAAAAUGAAAUCAAUUAGAUGCGUGUUAGUCGAAUCCGUGUGAUGGGUCUGUAUUAGGUCUAUUUGCUAGUGGUGGAAUUUGUAUGUGGAUGUGAAGAGAGAACAUCAAGUUCAAUAUGCUCAACAGUAUGGAACCAAUGGAAUUAUGUGUUUUGUUCUUGCUGUCCAAAUGGGAUCUAAACAGGGAUUGUUCUUGAGAGAAGAAAGACUUGAUUAAUUGGGUUUGUGUCGAAAUUAUACUGUGAAUCUCUCGACACUUUAUUGGGAAGUAAUUGGCAGAAGGGAAGAUGGAGUUGUUAAUAUGGUCUGAAAAUUGGAUGUUGAGGUCGAGAUUUGGGGCUAAUCUGAGCUGACUGCAAUCGAGAUUGAGAAGGGGUUUUAACCUAAAGUUGGUUGAAUCAAUGGCGUUAAUAGUGGAAACAAUUGUUACAGUGAUGGAUUGAAUCUGUUGGAGUCGCAGGGCAGUGAAGAGUACAGAUUUUGGGGGGUUCUUAAUUUGAUAUGAACUGAAUUUGUAGAUGACAGUGGCAACAUCAGCUGAAUUUGGGGGUUUCGACACCUAUUGAUACGGUUGAUAAACAGCAUCAGCGGCAUCAGGUACGAGAUGCGUUUCGACCUAACUUUGUUGCUGGUUAAUGGCAGCUGUAUGGGAAGUAUUUCAGGCAGUAAAUGGAGAUGGUUGAGACUUGUAGUGGAGGUGAUGACUUGGAGGCUGCUGUGGUUGAAUGGAAUUACAGAUGGAUUUUGGGAGCUUGGCAUUUCGUUGGUACACAGUGACUAGGAGGUAAUUGGAGAUGGAUUAUGUGUUGAUGCUGAUGUUGUGGUUGUAUUUAUGAUUGGUGGACAGAAGAUGAAGAUGGGUGUGUGGUCAGUCUGGAAGAAGGUGUUGUUGGUUAGUCGGAUGGGAGUUGAGCUGCUGCUGCUGCCGGUGAACCAAGGCAUUCUAGCUGGUCAGGGACGAAUUGGUUGGUGGUCAGACUUUGAGAAGGGCCAGGAUUAGGAAUGGGUAUUUGCAUUUGGACUGGGCUCUGGUGGUGCUUGUACCAGUCAGAAGGAGAGAAUUGGGAUGCAUACAAAUAUCCGGUGAGAUGGACUUCUGAGGAUAUGCCGCACUCAGGGAAGAAACUAGGGUUUGAGCAUUUCUACUCGCUUUUCAUUUACUUUAUCAUUUCUAUGGAUUCUAAGAAAGCUAUGUCUAGCUAAACUCUACAUUAGGGUGAAGGAUGAACUUGUAGGUCAUAUUAUUUAUGUUCUUAAACAAUGGUUUCGAAAAUAAAAGCAUAACUUCAUGUUUGUGUUUCUCUUAUUUGGGUUGAUUGUUUUAUGAGUUUCUCA
This is a messenger RNA of Papaver somniferum (opium poppy), 6151 nucleotides long. RefSeq lists its product as uncharacterized. Lineage: Eukaryota; Viridiplantae; Streptophyta; Magnoliopsida; Ranunculales; Papaveraceae. The transcript has 2 exons. The coding region runs from base 2405 to 3508 and encodes 367 amino acids. The record is from RefSeq and is a predicted model, not a curated record.